AUGUCCGUUCUUGAUUAUUCAGUGAAAAGGACGGUGACGCUGAGGACUGAAGCAAUAAAUGAUGAACAAAGAACUUUAACAUACAAAGCUUUAGAUGGAGAUGUUUUGAAGCUCUACCCAAGUUACCAGUUCGCCAUUGCCGUCAGUGAUGUUAAAUGGACUAUUGAGUAUGAAAAAGCUCUUCCAGUAGUUCCAACUCCAGAAAUCUAUAUGGUCCUUGCACUUCCUUGCGUACAAGGAGAGAUCUUUGGGGGUUUGAAGGUAAAGAAUGUGGUGAGUGGGGAGGUUACUGAUUUGAACGUUUAUGGGUUGUUUUUUGCGAUUGGACAUGAGUCGGCAACCAAGUUUUUGGAUGAGCAGCUGGAGGUGGAUUCUAAUGGGUAUGUGAUCACGAAGCCUGGUACUGACUUGGUUGGGUGA
Messenger RNA from Fraxinus pennsylvanica, 420 nucleotides. The record is from the annotation of a GenBank genome assembly. Lineage: Eukaryota; Viridiplantae; Streptophyta; Magnoliopsida; Lamiales; Oleaceae.